AUGGUGAAUACUUUGACGACGGUAGUCCUUGUGAUAUGCAUCGCCUUAGCAACGAUCGCAGCCUUCAUUUGUGCGGCCACUUUGGCUGUUGCUUCACCAUGGUGGCCACAGCGCAAAAGAACACGACGCGGACACGCGUCUGGAAAGAUGUCAACCUCGCCAGUGAACCUCCUUCGCCGAGCUAUUGAAGCCUUUUCUCUUACCUCACCUCAAACAAUUCCACGCACUCGGGACACAUCAAGGCGCAGUUCCAUCUUUGCCGAAAGUCAGUCAAUUCCAUUGCGAGGUCAUCCUGAAAGAAAGCGGACACUUUCAUCAACAGCGGCAACACCAAUAGCCACUCCACCUCUCCCACAAUAUUCCCCAGCUCCUCGUUUUACUACUGCAGAGGCACCAGGUGGAACCAUCAACUAUCGCGUCUUCAUCGAUGCUACGGGUAAAGACAACCUUACAGUUCGUGUUCACCUCUACUAUGCAACAAACUUGCCUGCGAUAAAACCGUGGAAGAACUCCAACUACAUCGUAAAGGCAGCUCUAAUUGGGUUCAAAUCUCACUUUGUACAGACCAGUGGAGUUGUUACAGCAGUGUGUGGAUCUCCACGAUUCUCUGAAGGUCAUCCAUCGGUGUUGGAUUUUGUUCUUGACUGUGGAAUGCCCUUUAAUAAAUCGGAAGAGGAGGUUCAACUUCGCCUGAUGAUAAUUGAAUUCAGUGGCAGAAAACCGGGUGAGAAAGCACUGUUGGUGGCCACCAAGGAGUACCGAUUUAGUCAUCAUACACUGAGGGGAAAGUCAACUCUAUCUACUGAUCUUAGUUGGGAAAGGUGUAAGCCGUGCAUCGAUGUGAGUUCCGCAUCUUCACAGUACAAAGAAAAUUCCUUUUAUUUUUGCAGUUAA
Hydatigera taeniaeformis is the source of this 894-nucleotide messenger RNA. The record is from the annotation of a GenBank genome assembly. Lineage: Eukaryota; Metazoa; Platyhelminthes; Cestoda; Cyclophyllidea; Taeniidae.